AUGACUGCCCAGUCCAAACCAAUACCAGCCCUAUACGUGGUCUACAUCCUCCGCAGCACGGUCCGCCGUGCCUCGCUGUACAUCGGAUCUACGCCCCACCCCCCGCGACGCCUGAACCAGCACAACGGCAAGGCCAAGGGCGGCGCGGCGCGGACGUCACGCGACAGCCUGCGGCCAUGGGAGAUGGUGGGCGUGGUGUCUGGCUUCCCAAGCAUGGUGGGCGCCUUGAAGUUUGAAUGGGCCCUAAACAACCCGCACCUAUCGCUGCACAUCUCCCCGGAGGACCGCCUCACGGUCUCGACGCAGCGCAAGCGCAAUGGCCGGCCCAAGCGGCCGCCGCACACCAUCUCGUCCAUCCUCUCGAACCUGCACCUCCUGCUCCGCGUGCCCAGCUUCGCGAGGUGGCCUCUGACGCUGCGCCUGUUCGACCGGGAGGUGCACGCGCGGUGGGCCGGUUAUCUCGCCGGCGCAGGGGUGGAGCCGCUGCGGUCGACGUUGGAGGUCGUCACGGACUUCAAGCCUGCUGCCGUCGUGGAGGCUGAGGCCAGGAGGAAAGAAGCAGCGCGGCGGAGUGUAAUUGAGGACCUGGACGAGGAUAAAGACGGCGGAGAGGACGAGGAAGAGCCCGAGGGGCCGAAGUGGGGAGUCCAUGCCCUCCCUCUCGAUUACGCGCCGCUGGGCCCGUAUCUUGAGAAGGGGCAGAACGUUACCACUUUCGAGCGUGAGGGAAACUGCGUCGUCUGCCUCCAACACCUCGAUCACGACAAGGGCUUAUAUGCAAUGUGUUCCAACGGCGAGUGCGAAGGCAUGGGCCACGUGGACUGCUGGAGUCGGCACCUACUGCAGGGCGAAGACAACGGGAUGGUACUGCCUGUGGACGGUCGUUGCCCGAAGUGCGAUGGCACGGUGAGAUGGGGAGACAUGAUGAGGGAGCUUACACUUCGAGUAAGGGGUCAGAAGGAAGUGGAAAAGGUCUUGAAGAGUAGUAGGCGUGCUGCUGGCGUGACCAAGUCGAAGGCCAAAAGAAAAGUCAAGGCUAAGUCUGAUGCUUGA
This is a messenger RNA of Diaporthe citri, 1053 nucleotides long. RefSeq lists its product as uncharacterized. Gene Ontology annotation, biological process: double-strand break repair via homologous recombination. The transcript has 2 exons. Gene Ontology annotation, molecular function: crossover junction DNA endonuclease activity; 5'-flap endonuclease activity. Gene Ontology annotation, cellular component: Slx1-Slx4 complex. The record is from RefSeq and is a predicted model, not a curated record. Lineage: Eukaryota; Fungi; Ascomycota; Sordariomycetes; Diaporthales; Diaporthaceae. The coding region runs from base 1 to 1053 and encodes 350 amino acids.